Molecule: messenger RNA, 7954 nt
Organism: Falco peregrinus (peregrine falcon)
Lineage: Eukaryota; Metazoa; Chordata; Aves; Falconiformes; Falconidae
Gene: PPFIA2
Product: PTPRF interacting protein alpha 2
Exons: 30
Coding region: 250-3978 (1242 amino acids)
Biological process (GO): synapse organization
Cellular component (GO): presynaptic active zone
Molecular function (GO): protein binding
Source: RefSeq, a predicted model, not a curated record
UUCCCAUGGAUGCUUCUCCUCUUGGCUGCUGACGAAGUGACCGAAGAAAAUGCUGAGGUGCCACGCAGCCAGUCGUGCCGGAGGACGGGUGCAGGGGCUUGGGGUUUCUGGGAGCAACGCCUGUGUCACCAUUGCUAGGAAGACGGUCCAGGAGGGCUCGGCUGUGUGAGUCCCCGCUCGAAGCCGGUGGAGACUGCGGUUGUUAUUGAUCAAGUGAAAGAGCAGACGCCGAAAUAAAAGCCACUAGAAAUGAUGUGUGAAGUGAUGCCAACGAUAAACGAGGACACCCCGAUGAGUCAACGGGGGUCCCAAAGCAGCGGCUCGGACUCGGAUUCUCACUUUGAGCAGCUGAUGGUGAACAUGCUGGAUGAAAGGGACCGUCUCCUUGAUACUCUUCGGGAGACACAGGAAAGCUUGUCACUUGCACAGCAACGCCUACAGGAUGUCAUCUACGACAGAGACUCCCUCCAGCGACAGCUUAACUCAGCACUGCCUCAGGAAUUUGCUGCACUGACAAAAGAAUUAAAUGCAUGCAGGGAACAGCUGCUUGAAAAAGAGGAGGAGAUUUCAGAACUGAAAGCUGAAAGAAAUAACACAAGACUGUUACUGGAGCAUUUGGAGUGCCUUGUCUCAAGACACGAAAGGUCACUGAGGAUGACCGUGGUGAAACGGCAAGCACAGUCUCCCUCAGGAGUUUCCAGUGAAGUUGAAGUCCUCAAAGCUCUGAAAUCUCUGUUUGAGCACCACAAGGCUUUGGAUGAAAAGGUAAGGGAACGACUGAGGGUUUCUUUAGAAAGAGUCUCUGCACUGGAAGAAGAACUAGCUGCUGCUAACCAGGAGAUUGUAGCUUUGCGUGAACAAAAUGCACACAUUCAAAGGAAAAUGGCAGCUGGUGAAGGGCCUGCUGAAUCAGAGCAUAUUGAAGGAAUGGAGCCAGGGCAAAAGGUUCAUGAAAAGCGCCUAUCAAAUGGCUCCAUAGACUCAAAUGACGAAGCCAGUCAAGUUGUUGAACUUCAGGAACUACUGGAAAAGCAAAACUAUGAAAUGGCACAGAUGAAGGAGCGUUUGGCGGCGCUGUCUUCCCGGGUGGGAGAGGUAGAACAGGAAGCAGAGACUGCCAGGAAGGAGCUCAUUAAAACAGAGGAAAUGAACAGUAAAUACCAGAGAGACAUUAGAGAGGCAAUGGCACAAAAGGAAGAUAUGGAAGAAAGAAUAACUACUCUGGAGAAACGCUACCUCAGUGCUCAGAGAGAAUCCACCUCCAUACAUGACAUGAACGAUAAACUGGAAAAUGAACUGGCAAACAAAGAAGCCAUCCUACGUCAGCUGGAAGACAAAAACAGACAGCUGCAAGAGCGACUAGAGCUGGCUGAGCAGAAGCUGCAGCAGACGAUGAGGAAGGCUGAAACCUUACCCGAAGUGGAGGCUGAACUGGCUCAGAGAAUUGCAGCUCUGACUAAGGCAGAAGAAAGACAUGGAAACAUUGAGGAACGUAUGAGACACUUAGAAGCUCAACUUGAAGAGAAGAAUCAGGAACUUCAAAGAGCAAGGCAAAGGGAAAAAAUGAAUGAAGAGCACAACAAAAGAUUAUCAGAUACCGUAGACAGACUUUUGACAGAAUCCAAUGAGCGUCUGCAGCUGCACUUAAAAGAGAGAAUGGCAGCACUCGAAGAAAAGAAUGUUUUGAUUCAAGAAUCUGAAAGUUUCAGGAAAAAUCUGGAAGAGUCUUUACAUGACAAGGAAAGACUUGCUGAAGAAAUUGAGAAACUGAGAUCUGAACUGGAUCAAAUGAAAUUGAGGGCUGGUUCUUUAAUUGAACCCACCUUGUCAAGGCCUCACCUUGACACAUCAUCAGAGCUGAGGUACUCUGUGGGCUCACUGGUGGAUACCCAGUCUGACUAUCGGUCGACUAAAGUGAUAAGGCGACCUAGAAGAGGCCGGAUGGGAGUACGCAGAGAUGAACCAAAGGUGAAAUCACUUGGAGAUCAUGAGUGGAAUAGAACCCAGCAGAUUGGCGUUUUGAGCAGUCAUCCAUUUGAAAGCGACACUGAAAUGUCCGACAUCGAUGAUGACGAUAGAGAAACGCUUUUCAGCUCCAUGGACCUCCUGUCACCAAGUGGCCAUUCUGAUGCCCAGACUCUGGCCAUGAUGCUUCAGGAGCAGCUAGAUGCAAUCAAUAAAGAAAUCAGGUUAAUCCAAGAAGAGAAAGAGUCGACAGAACUGCGUGCCGAAGAGAUAGAGAACAGAGUAGCUAGUGUGAGUCUGGAAGGCUUAAAUCUAGCCAGAGUCCACCAAGGUACCUCCAUUACUGGCUCAGUGACAGCAUCGUCACUUGCAAGCUCAUCUCCUCCCAGCGGACACUCGACUCCUAAACUCACCCCUCGCAGUCCAGCCAGGGAGAUGGACAGAAUGGGGGUUAUGACGCUGCCAAGCGACCUAAGGAAACAUCGGAGAAAGAUUGCAGUAGUUGAAGAAGAUGGGCAUGAAGAUAAAGCCACAAUCAAAUGUGAAACUUCUCCUCCUCCAACACCCAGAGCUAUCAGAAUGACUCAUACCCUUCCCUCUUCAUACCACAAUGAUGCCAGAAGUAGUUUGCCCGCUUCACUGGAGCCAGAAAGCAUUGGUCUUGGCAGUGUCAAUAGCAGCCAGGACUCCCUGCACAAAGCUCCCAAGAAGAAAGGAAUCAAGUCUUCAAUAGGACGUUUGUUCGGUAAAAAAGAGAAGGCUCGACUUGGACAGCUCAGUAAGGAAUUAGUGGUAACAAGCCAAGGAGGUUACAUGGAAACAGAGGCAGCAGCUCAGGAAUCUCUGGGAUUAGGCAAACUUGGAACCCAAGCAGAAAAAGACCGAAGACUAAAGAAAAAACAUGAACUUCUGGAAGAAGCUCGGAGAAAGGGUUUGCCCUUUGCACAGUGGGAUGGGCCAACAGUGGUUGCCUGGCUGGAGCUCUGGCUAGGCAUGCCAGCCUGGUAUGUCGCUGCCUGCCGUGCCAACGUGAAGAGCGGAGCUAUUAUGUCUGCUUUGUCUGAUACUGAGAUUCAAAGAGAAAUUGGAAUCAGCAAUCCUCUUCAUCGCUUAAAGCUUCGACUAGCAAUCCAGGAGAUGGUAUCGCUGACAAGUCCAUCAGCACCUCCAACAUCCAGAACACCCUCAGGCAAUGUUUGGGUGACCCAUGAAGAAAUGGAAAAUCUUGCUGCUCCAGCUAAAACGAAAGAGUCUGAAGAAGGCAGCUGGGCUCAGACCCUGGCUUAUGGUGAUAUGAACCACGAAUGGAUAGGUAACGAAUGGCUCCCCAGUCUGGGUUUACCUCAGUACCGAAGUUAUUUUAUGGAAUGCCUCGUAGAUGCAAGGAUGUUAGAUCACCUGACAAAGAAAGAUCUGCGUGUGCACUUAAAAAUGGUGGAUAGCUUUCAUCGAACAAGCCUACAAUAUGGAAUCAUGUGUUUAAAGAGGUUGAAUUAUGAUAGAAAAGAACUGGAAAAGCGAAGAGAAAUGAGUCAGCAUGAAAUAAAAGAUGUGCUGGUAUGGAGCAAUGAUCGAGUCAUACGCUGGAUACAAGCUAUUGGCCUCCGAGAAUAUGCAAAUAAUAUACUAGAAAGUGGCGUACAUGGUUCACUUAUAGCACUGGAUGAAAACUUUGAUUACAGCAGUUUAGCUUUAUUAUUACAGAUUCCAACACAAAACACCCAGGCACGGCAGAUCCUUGAGAGAGAAUACAACAACCUUUUAGCACUAGGAACUGAAAGACGACUUGAGGAAAGCGAUGACAAGAACUUCAGACGUGGCCCAUCCUGGCGACGACAAUUUCCUCCACGUGAGGUUCAUGGGAUCAGCAUGAUGCCGGGCUCCUCGGAAACGCUGCCAGCUGGGUUCAGAUUAACCACAACAUCAGGGCAGUCACGGAAGAUGCCAACUGAUGUUGCUUCAUCACGACUGCAGAGGUUAGACAGCUCAACAGUUCGCACAUACUCAUGCUGACAAGGCCUAGCAAAGAAGCCAGCACUGAAUUGUUGUGAGUAUCCAUAAGGGGCCAUCAUGAAAGCUUGUUGUAACUGUAUGCUACACCAAAUAAUCCUUGCCAUCAUUCAAGCAAGAGACAGAACGGAGCAGAGGGCUCACUCAGACUCGCUAGGGUGGUCAUUUGAUCACAAGAGUCUCAAGCUCAGUCCAGGAGAUGCUAUGCUAUUCUUUUCCCUAUCUCAAAGAGCAGGUUCCUUCUGCUGGAACCAUUUUAGCAGAUAAGACAAAAGUUUUCAGAGAACUCUGUUCAGAUGAUGGCUCACCAACCAUAAUGUAUUUUGUAUGCUCUCAAACUUAAAGCUAGAAUUGGAGAGACAGCAAUAGGCACAGGGAGUCAAUUUACUUCAUGAGAUCUUGAAGGAGUUCUGCCAGUAGCUAGAAAGGGGGAGGGGUGGGUGUGCGUGUGUGUGAGAAAAAAAAAAAAAAAAAGCUAGUAAAGCAGAAGCAAUUUACUCUCUCUUUUUUUUUUUUUUUUUUCUUUUUUUAACAAGAGAUAUGGGUCACAUUAGAACAUCAGGUAGCUGCCUAAAGUUUGAACAAAACUUCCCCUAUACAGAAAAUCUUCCAAAGUUACCUAUUUCAGAGAUUCUUGUAGUUUUCAAAUCACUCAGAAUUGACCAGUGACAAAGAAAGGAUAUUCCUAGCUGGGUGCAACUUUGGAUCACAUUUAGUGAUGGAAUUCAUGUUGCAUUUCCCACCACUUAUCUUCUGAAUGUGGCUAUGAGUCUCACAUAUUCACAUUUCCAGAGCUCUAUGGGAACACACUGGUUUCUGCUACAUCACAAGUUUUGCAAAAAAAUACUAACAUGAUGAGCGCUUUCAUCAGUCUGGCACCAUUUCAUGCUAAUAUUUUGUCAGUAAAACUGUUUUCCAUUUAGUUACUCAGGGGAUUGUAGGGGAGCUGGAAAGAAUAUUUGGAUAGUGUGCUUCAAUAGCUAUUACAUAUUGUAGGCAAGACAUGCCAGGAUCUGCAACAAAGGCCUUUUUUUUUUUUUUUUUUUUUUGAGAUCCCCAAGUCUGGGAGAGGCUUGGGGCCAUCAAGAUUUUACUAAACCUGGGCAGGUUCAGAAAGUGCUUAGGAACAGUAAAUGUUACCAGUGGAAAAUGUAGAUUGCUCAGGAUCCUGCUGAUGACAUGAGCCUUACUUCAUAGAUCUUCAGGAGACUGCAAGAGUAUAAAAUCUUAAUCUAGUAAAAAAGGAACCUUUACAUGUCACCACUUAAAAAUAAGUAUAGGAGAUAUUUUAUCUUUUUUUUCUAAAAUAAGUAAGUUUAUCAGCUAGUCCUACAAAGAUGAUGAUGAAACACUUAAACUAUAUAAAUCUUUUUAUGUGUAUGUAUUUAUAGAUUAGAGCUUGGUGUUACGUCAGGAAAGUCAAUAACAGUACUCUCACUGUGUUCAGCAGGGGUAGAAACUGAUAGCAGAGAUGCAUAUAUUUUCUCCUCUAUGCUUCAGAAUUGCAAAAUUGAAAGCAAUAAAGUAUGACCAAGAAAUUAAGUUCAAACACCAAGCUGUCUAUUAGGCCAAUAGUAAUGGGUCAGGCACGUGAGAUGAUGCUUUCUAAUAGGUCUGAAGAGUGCAACAAGGGCAGAAAUUGAAAAUUGGUAGCUUAACAAAAAUUAAUUUAAGAUUAUCCAAACUGUAUAUUCCUGCUGCAUUCAAAAAUUGUCUAAAAAGUAGCAAUCCACAAACAGAAAUAAAGUAGCAAAAUUUGCUGGCACUGUAGAUAUGGGAGUUAUGUAUUUUGAGCAAAAAUAUGUUUAUACAAAGUUAUACAGGCUAUAAAAACUGAAAUUCCUAUAGCAGUAUUAGUAAUGUUUCAAGUAUCAUUCAAUUAAUAAGUAUCAUAUCAGUACUUGCUGCUUGUCCACUAUUUCGCUGAUUACACUCCAAUCUUAAAUGCUUGAGAGAUUCGUAAGAACAUCAAAUUUACCUCUAAAUUGUAAAGGUUAAUAUAUGAGGAUGACUGACACUAAUAUACUACUAUUUCCUUUAACUUACCAUAUAUACUCCUUUUAGAGAAGCAACAAGAUGGUAUGGACUAGAAAGUUAGAACAUACACUGUUACUGUUCAUAAGUGCAAUUUCAAAAUGUCAUGCAGGUUAGAAACCAAAGAGCAAGUUAAAAUAAUUUUGGAUUUCAGUGAAUUAUAUAAAAAAUAUGUAGGGAAAAAUUUCCUUCGUUAUUAUAUCAAACUUAAAACCCAUUACCUGACUCUCAAGGAUGAAUGCAUAAACAAAAUCUGCUCAUAUGGGGGAUGUGAGGUUGGUUGAAGGGCAACAGAAGAGUUUUCAGAAUUUUGUGAUCACAGUUCCUGAGUAACAGUUUCUUCACGGGAACUGAUUGAUACUGGGACAAAAGGGACAAUUAUUUAUUACAACAUGCCUCCUGAAAUUUUCCAGAUCCAGGUCAGACUGAGACCCAGGCUUAUAACACCUUGCCUAGAAUACAGCAGAAUACUGUGUUACUCUGGUGACUAAACCAUCUGCAUGCACAGAAUCAGGGACUGAUUCUAACUGAGAAGCAGAGGGGAUGGACAGCUGGAUGAGCUAUCACAAAAUAGCAAUAAAAGAGAAUUUCUAAUAUAGCAAAAGGGAAUAUGCAUGUGAAGAGCAGACUGAAAAAAGAACUGCAAACAGGUUGCACGUGGAACAAAUGAGAUGGCCUGUGAUCACAGCAGGUGCAUUAUGCUACUCACCUUUCUCAGAGAAUGUCAAAGCCUCAUAUUUCAAAACAGUUUAUGCCAACAAUAUCAAUUGGAUACAACCUUACAGUGUCUUACAGUGCCUUCACAAUAGCUGUGUUCAAUUAAUAUGCUUUCAAGUUGUGUUUCAGGUAUUUUUUUUAAACAUUUGUUGAAACCACCAUGACAAGCUGCCAGAAACCAUGAACUGACAUUCUCAGAACAGUUACAUGAGCAUAUUCUGCACAGUCCAGUUAAGAACUUUAAGACUGCUGGUGUCUGGCCAUUUAAUCUUGCAAGAAGUUUACCAUAGAGCACAUGAGACAGGUAAAGCUUUCUGCUGUGGUGACUGUAUGUUGCCCAGCUGAGCAUCUGCAAUGCCGUUACACAGCCAGUGGAUGUGGCAGUCACACUGUCUAAGCUUUCCCAACACUCUUCUCUUAUUAAAACACUUGUCACCACCAAGUCAGAAGGCUCAGCCAGGACAGUUUCACUGCCAUAGGCUGGGGCAAUAGAAAACACUAGUUUCACUUCUAUUCGAACAAAAUGUCAAAGGAGAUUUGGCAAAAACCAAUGGUGUACGUAACAAAUGAAGGUUUCCAAGGAGGAUUUGUAGACAGAUGGAGAAGAAGAGUUCCAAAAAGCUGUGACUGAUCAUCUGGAAACAGCUGAUCCAUAGCAGAGAAAUCAUCAGGGUGAAAAAGAUAAAUGCUAUCAAGCUGCAGUGAACAUGAGAAUCACAGAGUACAUCAACAAGGUCUAUACACUUAAAAUGUGUGUUCAGCCUUGUGCCAAACAGGCAAAGGUCUCCAGAUGCAGGAAACAAACUGCAGUGCUGAAUCUAAACAGCAAGAAAACAACUGUAAAAUUAACAUAAGCAGGAGCCUAUUUUGAUCUAGGACAACAAAAGAUUAAAAUGCAUUAUUAAUAGAUUUAUGUUGCAGAGCUAAAAUUAAACAACAAAUGCAUGUCUCCCUCAAACACUCAAAACCCAUGUUUUAGUAAAACAUUCAAUAGCUUACUUAGUCCUAUAAUAUUUUUCUGGUGUCAUUGCAUCCUAGACCAAAUUAGAAUCAAAGAAUCUUUCUAAUUAAUGUUUGUUUAUUUUUUCUCUUAGAUGUCAUCUCUUUCUUCUACUUUACCUGAAGUGCACUACCACUACUUAGGAAAAAAGAGCAUUAAAACUCUCUGCAAGAACAGGGUAAUAGGGAAGAGAACACAUACAGAUUAUCAGACAAAAAGUUAUGAUGU